Messenger RNA from Peromyscus maniculatus bairdii (prairie deer mouse), 1177 nucleotides. It is a transcript of the gene Cacng8, whose product is annotated as calcium voltage-gated channel auxiliary subunit gamma 8. Gene Ontology annotation, molecular function: channel regulator activity; voltage-gated calcium channel activity. NCBI's taxonomy places the organism in Eukaryota, Metazoa, Chordata, Mammalia, Rodentia, Cricetidae. Gene Ontology annotation, biological process: transmission of nerve impulse; neurotransmitter receptor transport, postsynaptic endosome to lysosome; regulation of AMPA receptor activity. Gene Ontology annotation, cellular component: postsynaptic density membrane; AMPA glutamate receptor complex. The record is from RefSeq and is a predicted model, not a curated record.
GAGACCAUGGCUUCACUCUGACCUCCGCCUCCGCAGCCACCUGCUCGCUGCCCCCCGGCCCCUCUGGCCCCUCGAGGCCCCCGCUUCUGCCUGUGUUGUGACCCCCCCAGCCGCAGGCACGGCCCCACCUCCGCUGCCCCGGUGGUGGCCCACGGCCCCCCGGCUGCCCGUGGUCAAACUGGAGUCAUUGAAACGUUGGAAUGAAGAGAGGGGUUUGUGGUGCGAAAAGGGCGUUCAGGUACUGCUGACCACCGUGGGCGCCUUCGCAGCCUUUGGACUCAUGACCAUCGCCAUCAGUACUGACUACUGGCUCUACACACGAGCUCUCAUCUGCAACACCACCAACCUCACCGCGGGUGAUGACGGACCGCCCCACCGUGGGGGCAGCGGCUCCUCGGAGAAGAAGGACCCUGGGGGCCUCACACACUCAGGUCUCUGGCGGAUAUGCUGCUUGGAAGGGUUGAAAAGAGGUGUCUGCGUGAAGAUCAACCACUUCCCGGAGGACACGGACUACGACCACGACAGCGCGGAGUACCUGCUCCGAGUGGUCCGGGCCUCCAGCAUCUUUCCGAUCCUGAGCGCCAUCCUGCUGCUGCUCGGGGGCGUGUGCGUGGCUGCCUCCCGCGUCUACAAAUCCAAAAGGAACAUCAUCCUGGGCGCGGGGAUCCUGUUUGUGGCAGCAGGCCUGAGCAACAUCAUCGGGGUGAUCGUGUACAUAUCGGCCAACGCGGGCGAGCCGGGCCCCAAGAGGGACGAGGAGAAGAAAAACCACUACUCGUACGGCUGGUCCUUCUACUUCGGCGGGCUGUCCUUCAUCCUGGCCGAGGUGAUCGGCGUGCUGGCCGUCAACAUCUACAUCGAGCGCAGCCGCGAGGCGCACUGCCAAUCUCGCUCGGACCUGCUCAAGGCCGGCGGCGGCGCGGGCGGCAGUGGCGGGAGCGGCCCCUCGGCCAUCCUCCGUCUGCCCAGUUACCGCUUCCGCUACCGCCGCCGCUCCCGCUCCAGCUCCCGAGGCUCCAGCGAGGCGUCGCCGUCGCGGGACGCGUCUCCCGGCGGCCCCGGCGGCCCGGGCUUUGCCUCCACGGACAUCUCCAUGUACACGCUCAGCCGCGACCCGUCCAAGGGCAGCGUGGCCGCGGGGCUGGCGGGCGCCGGGGCAGGAGCCUCUGGCCAUUAG